AGUAUUUUGAGACUUGUUUGACUCAAUUUGGUGAAGAAACAAACGAUUCACUAUUGUUGAACCUCUUAAGGUCUGAAAACAAUGUGGCCCGUUCUUGAUUUGUUUACUAGCAAUUCUUGUCCGAUUUGUCACAAUAAUUAUCAUAAUAUUGUAAGAAAUUUUUUGGUUGCUCGAAAAAUUCCAUGUAUGCUUGAAUUGUAAUUGUGCUCUAUUUUAGUACUAUGUACUCUGUUUUUUUGUGAACAUAGUAUCAUGCGGCUAGGCAAACCUUAGAUACUAUAGAACCUUAUUUUUUGUCAAUUCUGCACAAUGUAGUAUGGCUAGACAGUGAGGUUCUGAUUCCCGGUCUCGAGACACGCGACGGGAGAACGAGCCCGCUCAGGAGGACACCGACCCGUCCACCUCUCUCAGUUCCUUCCCUGAGUGGGACGAGCGGACACUGUUCUUUGCCCCCGAGCACCACAUUUCAGAGAGGGUGCGUCGCAGGAUCGUUAGUGCAGGACACGCAACCACGGAUCGGGUAAUGACACUCUGGGGAUGCUGUACGACAAGUAUUUCAGCGACAAUGAGGGGCUGCGACUUCUUUGGGAGUCUUGUGGGAUGACUGCCCUGUUUCGGGCCACGCAGGCCAUGUACUCAUUUGACGCGAGCCACCACGUAAUUCGCGCUUUGAUGGAGUUCUUCUAGGACACCACCAACACUUUCCACUUUCCUUGGGGUGAGAUGACUAUCACCCCAGCCGACUUCAGUCUUAUUUCGGGACUGGAGUUUAGCUCGACCGCGCUGCCGUUCGACAGCUCCAUCAGCGUUUUCUCUCCUGAGGUCGAUGAGAUGUUGGGUCCGAUUGCUGUUUGGGCCCGUGCUGAGGUGGAGCCAUCACGAUUUAGCUCCAGGUGCAUUCGUCGGUCGACUCUGGCGAUGGAUUUCGAGGACGAUGUGACUACCCGAGAGCAGCAGGUGCACAUCUUUGCACUUAUUUUGCUGUUAGAGACGUUUUCCCCUGACAAAGGUAGUAGGGUGCUUCCUACUGUCCGCGAUCUUCAGCUGAUCAGGAGUUAUGAUUGGGCCAGCUUGGCCUAUGCUGACUUUUUGCGAGGAUUGCGAGACUCCUGUCGACAGCAGUCUUACACAGGGGACAUCGCUCAAUCUAGCUUCUGGAGAGUCGUAGAGGUAUACUUCAUCUCUUACAAAGUUAGAUCUAAGCUCUUAUUAGCAUCCGCUGAUUUCCUCUUUAUCUUUGUAGAUUUGGUUCUACGAGUAAUUUCCUUCGCUUGCGCCAGCGAGACCAUCUCCACGCGAGUUCCCCGUUGGCGCCUGUUGGGGAGGUCGCUUCAGUAACCAGGCAACUACUGCCCGUGUUUGAGAGUUGAUCCUCUCGGUAUGUUCCUUUUCAUAGUUCGCUUUUGGUAGAAACUUUAUCUUAUAGGCAUUCUUUGCAGGAGCCUGAUGUACUAUACCGGCCAUGGGGUGGUCCGGUUACUUCUGCGCUGGCUGCGCAGUACACUGCUGAGUGUCGCUACUAAUUUCAAGGGACAUAUGAGGCGGCGUGUACCUAGGAGAGAGAGUUUCUAUUCAGCACUCCUCAGAGAUUUUCGUCGUCCCUGCUCCUCCGCCACGUCAUAUGUUUCAUGACGCGAUGCUGCUCAACUUGUCGGGAGGUCACCUGCUGGUACCCCUUGGCGAUCUCAUGCUAGCUCAGGGCGAUGCUACGAGUAGGAUCUGCUGCCGUUGUUAGCUCCGGCUCCUGUUUUGUCUGAGGAAGCGGCGGUAUGAUUUUUGUAUUUUAUCUCUUUGCUAAGUAGCCCCUAAGUGAUAUUUUAUUCACCUCGGUUUGCUUUUUGCUAGAUCGAUCCUACUGAGUUUGUUCCCCCUCGAAUGUCCAUCCACUAUCAGGGGACAUAUGAGCCUAUUGAUGAGAUGAUCCCUCUUGCUCCUGAGGAUCAGCGUUUUGUUGAGCGAUCUAUCCCUCACCACCAGACUCGGGUAAGUUAUUUGCUUGCUAUUUAUUUAUAUCUGUCUUGUAUUGUUACUAUGCAGGUUAAUUAAGCCAGACGACCCGUUGAGUCAUGGCCGAUAAGGCUACACGCUCAGAACAACUGGCAUGAAAAGAACCUCACGCCAUCUCUUGAGAGGCUAGUUGUAGGGGAUAGCUCCUGCUGAGCUAUUCCUUCCAGCUGGGCUCAGUUAAGAAGAAUGUUCCUACAAGCAAAGAGUCGGCAUGAGUGACCUCAUACCACCUCUUGAGGGGCUAGUUGUAUAGGAUAGCUCCCACUGAAAUAUCGCCCAGCCCCUAGGGUGCGCACUCACUGCCGAGAAAUCAAUUAAAGGAGGGCUCACUAGACCGGCAGAGUCAGCCCGCAGGGCUGACCAGGCUGAACUCUCCACGAAGGAGAUGGUACGCCUAUAAAUAGAGGAUAAAGUACAACGGAAUGGGGGUAAGACAAUCAAGUCGCUAUACUUUCUACAUCUUUCUAAGUACACUUUCUCUCUCUAAACAUUCUCUAACUUAAGCUUCGGAGAAGGGUUCCUCGAGCCACCCCCAAGGGCAGUUUACGUGUGCUACCUUGUGUAGGUAGUUAACAGGAUCAAGUUCACCCAGCAGAACCCUUGGAUCCGCACUUGGAACAGUUACUGAUUUUAUUUCUUUGACAGUUCUCGCGCGAGGUGGUUACGGCGAUGGCGAGGUGCAUAGAAGCCUUCCGGAGCCAGCUCGUGCGGAUGAGGAACAUGGAUUCCUGUCGUCGUGACGACACUGUUCGGGAGGGACAACCUAUUCCUUCCCGUACUCGGAAGAGACAUGAGGUUCGGAGAGAGCCGACUAGGUCUAGUUCUAGGCGUCGCCGCACUACUUCUGGUGGUCGGGGUGGCUGUUCUGAUGUUGCCCGUACCGAGGCGGUGGAGGGCUCGGGCUCUUCAUCUGAGAGUGCACAGGCUGGGCUGAUGGACUACGGAGAGGCGACAUCGGCUCCGAGAGGUGGUGGGACAUACGAGGUUGGCUCGUCGUCGCAGCAGCCUCUGCAGCCUCAGCCUUUGCUGAUUCAUCACCAGGGCGACCUUGGGUGAACUGGUCUCGAGUUGAGUUUCCCUUCUCCUAAUGAGACCGGAGCAGGUGGGGAGCAUACUCCACGAUCUGAGCAGUUCUUCGAUAUGAUGAACAUUCCUCAUCAUCUGCGUCCUCCAGCGCCGUAGUUGUAACUGUGUUUAUUUAUUCUAACUUUUAUAAGACUUUGUCUGACUGACACAUUUGUUAGACACAUUUUGUAUAUAUAGACUAUUAUAUAUCAUGAUUGUAUUAUCUUUGUAUUUA
Messenger RNA from Chenopodium quinoa (quinoa), 3307 nucleotides. RefSeq lists its product as uncharacterized. The record is from RefSeq and is a predicted model, not a curated record. The coding region runs from base 2677 to 3063 and encodes 128 amino acids. NCBI's taxonomy places the organism in Eukaryota, Viridiplantae, Streptophyta, Magnoliopsida, Caryophyllales, Amaranthaceae. The transcript is spliced from 2 exons.